AUGAGACAUAUGCUUCGUUUGUGUAUCAGGACUCCUUACACAAAUUUCCCCAUCUUCUUCCCAAAUCGCGACAUCAUGGUUGAACAGUCUUUGGCAGGCAGAGUUGCUCUUGUGAGUGGCUCGGCGUGGAGCAUCGGUGCGGCCGUAUGCGUUGAGUUGGCUUCUAAGGGCGCGUUAAUCGUGUGCAAUUAUCCCUGGGAGUCUCAGAAAAAGGAUGCGGAAACUGUCCUUGAGCAAUGCCGUGCAACCAAAGGCGCGUCAGCUGAAGAAUCUUUCGCUGUCGAGGCGGAUUUAUCGACGCUCGAAGGACCUCAGAAACUUGUCGACGAGACCAUCGCUCGCCUCGAUGGCCGCAAGAUCGAUAUUCUCAUCAACAAUGCCGGUAUUGCGAUCAUGAGGCCUCUCGUUGAAGUGACGCUCGAUCAGUGGGAUAAGCAAAUCAACCUGAACUGCAGGGGCAUGAUGCUCUUGACGCAAGCCGUGCUGCCUCACCUUUCCAAGAAAAACUGCCGCAUCGUCAAUUCAAGCAGCGUUGGUGCACGUCUCGGGAUGCGGGGAUCGACAAUUUACAAUGGCACCAAGGCCAUGGUGGAAGCAUUCACGAGAUGUUGGGCAGUUGAGUUUGGGCGUGAGUACGACUGUACUGUCAACGCCAUCUGCCCCGGGCCGACCAAUACCCACGGGUUCAACCACGCGGGCGAAAAGUUCCUUGCAAGUCUUCAACCGGUACUGGAUGCAACUCCCAAAGCCGCUCGAGUGGCAGAGCCGUCAGAAAUUGCAGGGGCUGUCGGCCUCUUGUGCGAAGAAAAGGCGGGAUGGGUCACUGGAGUGUGUCUGGGUGUGAAUGGCGGUUUCCACAUGCCUUAG
Molecule: messenger RNA, 867 nt
Organism: Exophiala mesophila
Lineage: Eukaryota; Fungi; Ascomycota; Eurotiomycetes; Chaetothyriales; Herpotrichiellaceae
Exons: 3
Coding region: 1-867 (288 amino acids)
Source: RefSeq, a predicted model, not a curated record